Messenger RNA from Pecten maximus, 7200 nucleotides. Its product is annotated as next to BRCA1 gene 1 protein-like. Gene Ontology annotation, cellular component: phagophore assembly site. Gene Ontology annotation, molecular function: ubiquitin binding; zinc ion binding. Gene Ontology annotation, biological process: macroautophagy. The record is from RefSeq and is a predicted model, not a curated record. Lineage: Eukaryota; Metazoa; Mollusca; Bivalvia; Pectinida; Pectinidae. The coding region runs from base 147 to 3761 and encodes 1204 amino acids. The transcript has 21 exons.
AUGAGGUCAUUUUGUCAACAACUGAAACUCAUAGCCAUAUGACGUGAAAUUCGUCUUAAAUCAACGCUAUUUUUGGAACCACCUUUACGUUUACCAAUGUCAAUUCAUUUCUCGUAGCCAGAGUGACUUGAUAUUAAAUUCACAACAUGGAGGACAUUGUGUUCAACGUUAAAUUUGAAGGAGAAAGUCUUGCCCCAGACAUAUUUUGUCUGCCAUCACAAACAAAAUGGAUGGACCUAGAAGCUAUGUUGAAGGCCCAGUAUGACUGUGAACAUGUACAGAUAUUUUACAUCGACCCAGAAGGAGACUAUGUUGCCUUCUGUAGUCAGGAAGAGUUCGAAGAAGCAAUUCGUAUAUCAGACAGCUUUUCAAAUACCUUACACCUCAUAGUGCGUGAUUUGGGCCCUGACAGUGAGCCUGAUAGAAUUGUUCCCACAAUUACGCAAUCAGAAUCCAACAAAACGGACGAGAUAGAUGCUGGCGCCACAGUGAAACCAGCAGAACAAACAGAGGAGUCCAAGGCCGAGAAUGAAGGGGCAAAGGUCGAGGAUGAAGGGGCAAAAGUCGAGGAUGAAGGGGCAAAGGUCAAGGAUGAGGGAUCAAAUGUGGAUGGACAAAUGACUGAAACGAUUAUACAUGUAGACGAUGCUACUGGUGAAACUACGGAAACAACUCGUGUUGAAGUUCCUUUGGAGACUAUUCUGGAAAUGAUGGGAAAGACAGCUUCACAACAACAGGAUGUUGUUGAUGAGACAGGGGAGACAACUCCUCUCCUUCGUAAUGAGGACAAACCACGACCUUCUGAUAAAAAAAUUGAGAAGAAGAUGAAGACAAAGAAGCUAAUGAAGGAGUCUCGUAGAUUAACUCAGAGUGCUGACCGUGGUGCAAAACCAAAGAAGUUGACCCUUGACCUUGAGUCUGGCGAGUCCGAUGAGGUUGCAAUGCCAUAUUCUGUCUUUGUCAAGUUCAUGCAACAGCUGAAGACCGAACUAAGAACAGAAAUAGUUAAGGAUGUCACAAAGAAGACCGUUCGUCAUGUCCUCAAGGGGCUAGAUGGUGCUGUCAUUCAGUCUGUAAAAGGACCCGAGGGGGUUGACCCAGCUGUGACAUCCCAAACAGGCAAACAAGAGGAAACUACUCCUAAAACAGAAAUGCCUUCAAGUCACCCCAUAUAUUACCAUGAAGGAAUCAUUUGUAACUUCUGUGAACGAGUAAUAGUGGGGGCGCGGUACAAGUGCUGUAACUGUGUUGACUACGAUCUUUGUGAAGAGUGUGAGGCUGUUAAUGGAGUACAUGAUACAGAUCAUGUGUUCCUGAAGCUCCGCAAACCAACCCAAAUCCGUCGCCAGUCUCCAUUGUUCAAGACAACAUUUUACCGUCAAAGGGAGGAAACUGCACCUCAAGAACUAAUCACAGAGGCACAGGUCAAUCAGGACUGCAUGACGGAACUUCUUCAGUCCAAGUUUGACAAGAUACAGGAGAAAACUGCCCGUAAACAAGAAAGGCUGAGGAGGAAAGAAGAAAAACUCCUCCACAAACAACGCAGAAAGGAGGAACUUCUCAAACGAAGACUUGAUACCCAGCGUGACGAACCACUGAAGCGUGAAAGACUUGAAGUGCCCCUAAAGAGACACGUGGGCUUCGAUGCAACCUUUCUGUACGAUGUGACUAUACCUGACGAUACUAAAGUCCAGCCAGGAACUAAACUCCUGAAAACCUGGCGUAUGAAGAAUACAGGGAGUCGCACCUGGAAUGAAUGCACUAAGCUCCACCUGGUUUACGGAUCCUUCCCCGCCCUUAACAGACAUCAGGAUAUCGAUAUUGCACCACUGGCCCCCGGAGAUGAAGCGGAUAUCUCUGUUGAACUUAUUGCACCACAGAGACCAGGAAAGUAUCAGAGCCAUUGGAAAAUGGCCCAGUCUGGGAAACAGUUCGGGCACCGUGUGUGGUGCAUGAUCAAUGUGGUACCAAAAGAGGUUCUGGAACCAACAUGUGAUGACCCUCUAAAAUUGGUAUACGACACUGUUCAGAAUGAGGCUGAACCCAAGCAGGAGGUGAUGGAGAAAUCUUGUGAAGAGACUGAACAUUUCACGGACCGAAAGGAAACUGAGGAACUGCUCACUGUCCGGGAAGAGUUUGUCAUUAAGAAGGACAUUGAGCAAAAAGAUGAGUAUGAACAGGUCAAGGACGAAGAAAUCAGAGAGGAAGAGGUCAAGGACACAGAUAACAGAGAUGAAGAUAAGGUCAAACUUGAGCAGGACUUAAGCACAGCUGCUGCAGCAGUCGCUCAACUGAAACUGGAUCAGAGUCAGCAGCCUGUGACCAGUGAAGCAGGACAGGAUCUCAUGUCCUUCGAAAUGCUGAAUCUGUCCAACAGGGGGAGCCACAAGGUAUCCCAUACUGCAACACCCAACAACACGCCCCUUGAUGUAACUCCGCCCAAAUCCCCAGCCCCUGAGCUGGAGGACCUUAAGGCUCUGUCGACUAGUAGCAGUGUGGAGGUGGUCAAUGCUGAGACUGCCGAUAUAGAUACAGAGGACCAUCUCUCUGGACAAUACGUCCGUGACAUCAUGGACAACCUACAUGCUCCUAAACUCGAUGAUGUUGACAUAGAGUCAUUAAAGAGCUACACUGAUGAUGAUGAUGAUGAUGCUGAUUCCUCCAGCCUCAGUGAGGAUGAUGACUUCCUCAUUGUGCCGAUGCCCGCUUGCUUUGAUUUCAGCAAACCUGUCAUCUCGCGCUCCAUCAUCGAUGAUUUGUCAGACGAUGAAGAUGAGGAAGAAGAUGAAGAAGUGGAUGACAACCAUAACACAAUCACAACUAGAGGCUCCUCUGUAGAUGAAAUGCUGACCACAUCUGGAGCUUUACCGACUCAGCCACUUGACCCCAAGCCUGUCGAGGAAAACGUCAACAAAGAGGAGAUACCAGGCUCUGAAUCACCCGAGCAGCCAAUCAUUGCUGCCGGGGUACCACAGGAAGUUGACCCAGAGGAAACUGCUGUUAUGACGGUUUAUUCCUCAGCAGCUGGAGCUGCCGGUGUUUACGAUGAAGCCCCACCAGACACUGGAUCGGGCGUGAGCAGUGGGUCAAUAGAAUCAGAGCAAGGGGAGGUCACACACAUGAAGGAGCCGAUCGGUGAGGAUGUUCAUCCUGCAGAUGGAGGAGUGGCCACGAAUGACAGGUCCGAGAAUGGAGCGACUGGGGAGAAUAGGAUGGACCGCGACUCCAAUGGACUUCCACCAGACAUGUUUGUGAACCAGGUGAUGGCCACGGCAGUGAAGGCUGCCAACAAGGCCGCAUCCAACGCUUACACAACAUGUAAAGAGGUCUUCUACACCUGGCAGGCUCGGGCAUAUCAGAAUGGCACACGUCAGCCAGGACAGAAAUACAAGCUACCACAAACAACCUGGAAACCCAAGGAGGAGAACGAAAAGGUUCCAGACCAGUCAGAAAAAGCUACUAGUCAACAGGGAAACACUUUUGUCCCUCCAAAAUCUACUUGGAAACCAAAAGAAGAACAAUACAAGCCGCCGAAAUCUGACUGGACCCCUCCACAAGAUAAAUGGUCACCGCCGGAGGACAAGUGGACACCAGACAAUAACAAGUCAGAGAACUGUCCAAUGACAAAACUGAUCGAGAUGGGAUUUUGUAAUCGCGAGCGUAACCAGCAGUUACUGGAAAAACACGGCCAGGAUGUUGAGGCAGCUGUACAGGAACUGCUGUCUGAGGCGGACAGUGACUGGAUGGAGAGGCGCCAUUAGGGAGAUAUAGGAGGGGCCAGGGAAGGGGUAGAAAAAGCAAGGCAGGCCGUGGAAUAAAAAAGUUCAAAGAGUGACAAUAAAAGUGAUAGAGGUAGUUUUUGAGAGUGUUUGGGGGGGGGGGGGGGGGGGGGGGGGGGGGGGGGGGGGAACUGAAGAACAUAAGGAAUUGGGUAUUAUUGGAAGCAAAAGGUUAAAAGGGAUAAAUAGCAUGCAAAAAGGCCUUGGACUGUAAAAAAAAAACUAUAAAAAGGACUGGUUUUAAGGGAUGUGGCGAAAUCAGAAGAAAUGAUGUGAUUUCUCAUAUUUGGCUAUAUAUUGUAUGUUAUAGUGGACAUAUGAACAUGUCUCCACUUUCAUGAUUUUUGCUUUAAUUUGUGAUCAACAAACUUGUUAUAUGGAGGAUAUUUUGAGAGAUGAGACCAUGUUUAAGCUGUGUGUAAUAAGCAGUCUGUCGUAACCAGGAUGCAGGUACCGAGCAAUGGAUUUCAGGUUUUGUGUAAAUAACACAUUUUGAUGAUACAAUACAUAAUUAUGUUAUAUCUUGUGAUUGAGUUAAUUAGAAUAAUCAAUACUAAUAUCUGUAAGUUAGAUCACUUUUGUUAUAUUUAAUGCAUAAUUACUUCAGUUUUAUUACCAUAUCUAUUAUGAAUUUACAAUUCUUUAAACUUAUUUCGGACUGUAAAAUUGAAAUUGGUAACAUUUUUUGGGGGGAGGGAGGGGGGAUGUUGACAAAAUGGCAAGCAAACGAAAUUGGACAGUAGAAGUUAUAAUGUAUCAAAAAAAUGUUAAAAUGCCUGCUACCUAUCUUUUGUUCGGUUAUAGAGAGGAUAUCAAAUUGCUGGUCUAGAAAUAAAUGGCUUGAAUAGACAAUAAAAUUGGUGGGACAUGCUACCUUAGCAAUCUUCUUUUUUGCCAGUGACACAUUGACUGGAUUCUGUGUAAAAUGUGAUAUUGAUAUUGUAUUUACAAUUGAUCUUAUAACAACAGUGUAUGUACAGUACAGCCUAUAUACUCCAGUCUUAUACACGUGAUGUCAAUAUUUAUUGUUGGUUUGGAUUUUGUUGCAUAUUUUUGAGAAAUUCCCUUAAAAGGGAAUUUUUUUUUUUUUUUUUUCCAUAGGGAUUGACUUUACAGAUUAACAUGAACAUUUAAUUAGCCUUCACAUUUAAAUAGUUUUCUCAUGAUUCACAUUUUAAUAUGCUUCACAUUUUGAUAUGCUUCACAUUUAAAUAUGCUUCACAUAAAUAUGCUUCACAUUUAAUAUGCUGCUUUGUGUCCAACUAUAAAGGUAUCUGGAAUUUCAAACAUUAUUGUUAGAUUUAUCAUAGUGUCUGUUUUAUUUUCUUGUCUGUCAAAAUAAUUUUCAUAUAUAUAUUCUGUAAGUUAAUAAAAUAUGUUUUUUUCCAAGAGAAUAGCGAGUUAGUGCUAUUGUAUCGCCAAUGAUAUGGUAACCAUGGAAGUCUGGACUUAGGGUUCAUUUUCUAAUGGUCACAGUAUCUGUUAAAAGUUUGGAAAAGAACUCGACAAUUAAUUACUUAAUAUGUGCUUUUGUUUCACUGUCCACCUUUGGACAUGGAAUCAGCUAUCUGAAAAGAAAUGUUCUUACUUUAAGACAGGACGAGUACCAGUCCUUUUCAAAUGUAUCAAAAUUGUUGACUGAAAAGUAAAUUAUAUAUGAUUAGUGUUGUUCACACAUGUGGAACUGUUUUGUAAUCCUUUUUCCUUUUCGUGUUAAAUUAUUGGUAUCAGUGAUCUUUGUUUUCGUAUAUUUUAUGCGUUAAGACCUUGUAAUGUUUGUUAAUGGAAUUGAAGCAUUCAUGAAAAUUAAACUUGUCAUUGAGAAAGAUUUUUGAGUUUUUGAAAGAUGUUGUUUUGAAGUUUAAGUUGUAUUAAGAGCAGUAAUACAACAAGAUUUUGGACUUUGAAAGAGAAAUUCAAUGUAUGUUAAAGAGAGUAAGGAGUGAAAGGUUGAACAGAGAAGAGUUGGAUUUUAAGAUGUAGGAGAUUUUAGACUUCGGAAGGUAAGGUUUGUGUAUUUUUACAGCAGAAAGUUGAGAGAGUAUUGUAUGGAUGUUGACGGAGGUCUGUGAUAUAAUGUUUUAUGUUUGACUUUGAACCCUGACCUUUGAACCGGAGAGUUAUCUUUCCCUGUGUGGUAAUAUUAUGGUUCGAGGUCAGUCAGUAUAAGUUCUACCAGCAAGACUAGUGCUACAAUUGUACAUAUAUUUUAUUAAUGAGUGUAGGACGAUGAUAGAUAGAAAUCACUUUGUUAUGCAAAAUAAUUGCCGCGUUUGUUUUGAAAUUGUAUAAAGCUUUCUAAAUACUUUUAUGGAAAACUCCAUGUGGGUCUAAAUUAUCCCAUAUAGGAUUAUUUUUCCUUUUGUCCCUUUAUGAUUGUUGAAAACUUACAGAAUUUGAAUUUCAAGAAUCAUAGCAGCGUUACUGCGACAGAUCUAAAUUAAAUAUGGAUUUACAAAAAAAUUAAGAAUAUUUUAAAUUCAGCUUUUUUUUUCUCGUCAAAAUAUUAAAUACUAGUUGUGAGAAAUAAGGAAUCUAGAAAAUGAGUAUAAACAAUUCCUAUGAAUACUAUCAACUGAGUUUGGUAUGAUGGAGAGAUUAUAGUAGCUGUUAGAAGGAUACAUGUCAAUUACCAAUCAGAUGAACUGGCUUAUUUUCAUCCAAUACAUAUAUACCAGAAACUAUGUAUAAUUGUUGAUAUUUAUCUCUCAUUGUGUAAAGAAUUUUGUAAAUAUUGUAGAGAGAAUGUUAUUGUUAGUAUAGAACUUUUAACACAUGCUAAUAGAUUUGUAGAGAUAAUGUGAUGGACUUAACACUGAUGUAAGGAUGGGCGUCCGUGGUGAGUUUUCACCGUGGUGUGUACGUGUGCUCGGUCAGAUUUUGUUGCCCAUAUAUGGUGGUGUUGAAAAAGACAUUGUUGCCCGUAUAUGGUAUCGACAAGAUAUUGUUUACAUAUAUAGUAAAUAAGAGUUUGUUGCCCAUACAAAUAUGGUGUUGUGUGGAAAUUGUAUGGACAAGCUUUUGUUUCUUAUAUAUGAUAAUGUGUUGGAAAGAUUUUUCCAUAUAUUGAAAUUGUGUUGAAGAAUUUGUUAACGAUAUAUAGUAUUGGCAAGAUUUUUGUUGUCUGUGUAUGGUAAUGAUAAGAUUUUUUCCCAUAUAUGGAAAUUGCAUUGAAAAGAUAUUGCUAAACAUACCAGUAUGUGGUGUUAAGAUUUAGUUAGCUGGUGAAAUUUUUUUUGCCAUUAUAUGGAAAUGCCUUGUUAAGAUUUGUUGCCCAUAUAUGGUAAUGUAUUAAGAAGAUUUUGUCCAUAUAUGGUGUUGUGUUAUGUCCACAAUCACUGAGCAGUCAUAGUCUGUGUUUUAUCUGUCUUUCAAUGGAAACUGAACCUAAAUAUGUAUGAAAAUAAAAACAGCAACAUGA